GUGCGAGGGCGGCGGGGACAGCGCAGCUAAAGGCGCUGGCGCGGCGGCGGCGGCGGCGGCGGCGGACCCGGCGCACCAUGGCCGAGCUGCUGUGGAGCCUGCAGGAUUCCCAGCUCGUCGCCCGCUUCCAGCGCCGCUGCGGGCUCUUCCCGGCGCCGGAUGAAGGCCCCCACGAGAACGGCGCGGGCCCGGUGGAGGGCGCAGUGCGGGCGCCGGGGGUCGGACAUCGCCCCCAGGCCAACGGCAAAGGUGGCUGUGGUCCGGCCAAUGGGCUGCGGAAAGUCCCGGCCCCGCAGGCUUAUGUACAGAAGUACAUCGUGAAGAAUUAUUUCUACUACUACCUAUUCCGAUUUUCAGCCGCUUUGGGUCAAGAAGUGUUCUACAUCACGUUUCUUCCGUUCACUCAGUGGAAUAUUGAUCCUUAUUUAUCCAGAAGACUGAUCAUCAUAUGGGUGCUGGUGAUGUAUAUUGGGCAGGUGGCCAAGGAUAUCUUGAAGUGGCCCCGCCCCUCCUCCCCUCCCGUGGUGAACCUGGAGAAGAGAGUGCUUACUGAAUAUGGAAUGCCAUCGACGCACGCCAUGGCGGCCACCGCCAUUUCCUUCACGCUGCUCAUCUCCACCAUGGACAGAUACCAGUAUCCCUUUGUUCUGGGGCUGGUGAUGGCUGUGGUGUUUUCCACAUUGGUGUGUCUCAGCAGGCUCUACACUGGGAUGCACACAGUCCUGGAUGUGCUGGGUGGCGUCCUGCUCACCGCAAUCCUCAUUGUCUUCACCCAGCCCGCCUGGACCCUUAUUGACCACCUGGACUCGGCCAGCCCUCUCUUCCCUGUGUGUGCCAUAGUGGUGCCCUUCUUCUUGUGUUACAACUACCCUGUGUCUGAUUACUACACCCCAACCAGAGCGGACACCACCACCAUUGUGGCUGCCGGGGCUGGGGUGACCAUAGGAUUCUGGCUCAACCACUUUUUCCAGCUCAUGUCCAAGCCCACGGACUCUCUUCCCGUUGUUCAAAACAUCCCCCCGCUCACCGCUGACAUGUUACUUUUGGGUCUGACCAAGUUUACAGUGGGGAUUGUGUUGAUCCUUCUGGUCCGUCAACUUGUACAAAAUCUCUCGCUGCAAGUGUUGUACUCGUGGUUCAAGGUGGUCACCAGGAACAAGGAGGCCAGGCGGAGACUGGAGAUCGAAGUGCCUUACAAGUUUGUCACCUACACGUCUGUGGGCAUUUGUGCUACCACCGUUGUGCCAAUGCUGCACAGGUUUUUGGGAUUACUUUGACCCUCAAACAGUUGGAAAUUAGCCCUCUGGACAAGAGCCAAGACAUUGGGUGAGCAAGUCCUGACAACAGAUUUUUUUUCUUAAAAAGAAAAAACAGUCCUUAAGUUACGUCCGUUUUGCUGAUAUCUGUGAUAAAUGCUACUGCUGUGUGAAAGGGGAAAAUGCCUCGUAGGAACCAUUAGUCUGUAAGGGUCAUGCUGCAGGUGAAGCCAGGCUAAAACCUAGUCACAUUCUUUAAGGGUUCCCCACCCUGUCUGUUAUUAUAAUUUGGACUUUGGACCAAGUCCUGGGCUGGCAGGAACUGGGGUUCUGGAUCAGGAAUGGCCACAAGCCCCACUGGGCUCUGGGAGAUGGGCAGCAUCUGGAAAACCAGAGGUGGAACAUUUCAAUUGCCACCUUGCCCAGCAGGGCUUGGAACUUUGGGCUGGGAGAAAGGGUGGCACCAAGUAAAACUGCAUUCCUUAGACAGGGUGACUUUCGUGUCAUUAUGAACAAAUUAGGCUGCCCGCCUGGGUGGUAAGAGCACUGCAAACCUCACUGUGAAGCCGUGAAAGACGGGGGCAGAGCUGUGAGGUCAUGGGUAAGAGCCAGCGUCUGCCGGUGUAAAGACUGAACAUGGAUCUGCUCUUCCUUGUCGGUACAUUUGCAGGAUUCCAGGUACCAUUACUACCCUCUUCCGAUCCGUGAAACCAGCGGGUGGCCCGCACUGCGCCAGGCAGGUGGGGGUUAACCUUCAUCAAAGGCGGGUACCUCGGGGCUUCUCUGUGUCCUGCUCUCUUCUGCUUCAGAGUGUCUUGGGAAGAAGCCCUCUGCCCAUCUUCAGCUUUUUCUUUUUGGCUUCCUUACAACCUGGGACGGCAUUGUCGCCUGCAUGUGAAAGUGGAUCAGUCGAAGAAGAACUGGUGAACUUAAUCCUUCCUGAGCCUGACAAAGAGGGACUAGACCUCGGGACCUUGCUUGAUCCUGUCAAGGCCUCCCUGACAUCGCUCCUCCAUUUCUCAGUUCCCUUCUGUAAUUGUAUUUCUCAGCUACUAAAUAGAAUCAGGGGCUCCCCUUCCAUCUUUCCACCUCUUAUCUCUUGGCAAUUUUAAAGGUAAUUAAUGCAGGAAUAUCGUCAGAUUCUUUUGGGAAAACAAGCCAACCAAACACACCACCCUUGACACCCACGACAGUGUGUCCUCCUAGACUCAGGAAGGCAGUCGUUAUGCAAACACCUGUGGCUUCCCUCUCUAGCCUCCUGUUCAGUUGCUAAGCAUAAGUUACAAAUAGCAACAUUUUCCUUAAAAAGUGAGUGUAAACAAUUAGUUAACGAGGUCUCUUUUGUGGUCCGGGGCCUGAGCCACUGAAGCACUGAUUUAUUAUCUUAGCCCAUCAUCACCACGCACACACUUUGGGGGAGAAUCAGCCUGUCUCUCGAGUUAGGGU
This is a messenger RNA of Hipposideros armiger (great roundleaf bat), 2702 nucleotides long. It is a transcript of the gene SGPP2, whose product is annotated as sphingosine-1-phosphate phosphatase 2. Gene Ontology annotation, biological process: sphingosine metabolic process. Gene Ontology annotation, molecular function: sphingosine-1-phosphate phosphatase activity. NCBI's taxonomy places the organism in Eukaryota, Metazoa, Chordata, Mammalia, Chiroptera, Hipposideridae. The record is from RefSeq and is a predicted model, not a curated record. The transcript has 5 exons. The coding region runs from base 78 to 1277 and encodes 399 amino acids. Gene Ontology annotation, cellular component: endoplasmic reticulum membrane.